This is a messenger RNA of Lycium ferocissimum, 1197 nucleotides long. RefSeq lists its product as uncharacterized. The coding region runs from base 1 to 1197 and encodes 398 amino acids. The record is from RefSeq and is a predicted model, not a curated record. The transcript is spliced from 4 exons. NCBI's taxonomy places the organism in Eukaryota, Viridiplantae, Streptophyta, Magnoliopsida, Solanales, Solanaceae.
AUGAAAGAAGUGGAAAAAACUACCACUGCAGUGGCGACCUCGAUUGAUAACCCAACCCUCCCUCAAUCAGAUGAGCAGGUCAAGCAGCCAACGGAAACCACGAUGGGAAUAGCAGAGGAAGCACAACAGCCGCCAGUAGCUGCACAAAACGCUCAGUCCUGGGCAACUGUUGUAGCAGGAACAAAUUUGCAACAAAGGAUCAGUAGUGGUCUAGGUACACCUAUCUAUGCGGAUGACUGUACCACCAAUAUCACUAGGAUCUCAUUUGCAAGAGUUCUUAUUGAAAUGGAUAUAACGAAGCCUUUACCUAAAAGCAUGCCAGUACAAACCCUUAUGGGUGAAGUGAUUGAACAGGAGAUUGCAUACGAUUGGGAACCUCAAUACUAUGAGAAAUGUCUAAAAAUUGGUCACAACUGCCUUGACAAGCCUAUGCCAACACCACAUGGCCUAUCCCAACCUCAACCCGACCCACCACCUAAACCAAACCCCAAAACUCAUCAAAGACACUAUCAGAGGGAUCAAAAGCAGUAUCAACAAUGGAGAAAUAAGGGGAAUGAACAACAAAUGGUGAGAAAGCCUGUCCCCCAAAGGCAGACUACAAAUCAGGAUGGCUGGAUAGAGGUGAAUACUAAGGCGUGUACUGCUAAGUCACCAACAUCAGGGGUAGGAGAUGAAAGAAAAGUUUCCAUUGGGAAUGGUUUCAACAUACUACAGCAGAAGGAUAACCAGCCAGAGAUGGGUCAAAGUAGCAAAGAAGCAGGUGACUAUGAGCACAGGACACAGGACAAUAGGGCUGGUACUACUAUAAACAAAAUUACACCAGGAUGGGACUGGAUCACAAAUACUACUACCAUAUGUAGGAGCAGAAUCUGGCUGAUAUGGGACCCGAGAUUAGUGGUGGUUACUGAAGUUACUAGAAAUCCACAAGCAUUAAUGAUGGAUGUUAGAGUGGCAUUGUGGGAUCAUCUAAGAGACCAGGACAAUAGAACAAAUAGGCCAUGGCUUCUAAUGGGUUAUUACAAUGCUAUUUUGGAGGUAGAUGAUAGAGUGUUGGGAUUCGCUAUUCCAUAUAAUGAAAUAAGGGAUUUUAGGGAGUUCCUAGAGGAUAUCACCGAGGCAGAGAUUUUGGGAAGAGACUACACAUGGACAAACACCCAUGUUUACAGUAGAAUAGAUAGAGCCUUAGUGAAUUCUUAA